UGUUUCGGCUGUUUAUUUGCCUUCAUGAGACAACGUCUUCAUCCAUACAAGGGAGAAUGAAUAUAUGAAGGACCCGGGAAAACACGACCAAAAUAGAACCGUUUGUCGGCGGCGUCCAAAGACCCCUUGCCGUCUACCGGAUCUGGGGAAGGGAUGACGACGACGCACGUCCUCCGCAUCCCUCGCACGGAUGAGGAACAAGGCUUUAUCCUAGUCCAGGUCACCUCCGCUGGGUCCAGAGACUUGGAUAUCAAAUUGGUUGCGACCGAGGGCUUUGCCCCUUACAUGGUCAAAUUACGACACGAUCGCAUUUCGCGGCUGAAAGUCGAAAAUAGCCCCUGUUCGCAGGACGAAUGGGAGCAGUUCCUCGUUUCAAUCCUGCUAGAUCGGGAGUCCGUCCCCGACAUUGAGGCGGCGGCCCACGUCGUCGAGGAGGACUCUAUCACGAUCACCAUUCGCCGGCGAGUCCAGGGGAUCACCCAACGCCUUGGCAGCCUUUCCCUGAAACAUGACGAAGCUCAAGAUAUCCAGCUCUUUGAGUGGUGCAGCGCCUCGAUCGCCGCCCGAGAGAAGGUCAAGGCAGACCUGGCCUCGACGGCCUCCAGGGCCCGAGAGCUAGAGAGCGCGGUUACCGAGCUCAAGGACCAGCUGGAGGAAUUAAUCCAGGCCAAGCAGUCUGACGAGUCUGCGCUCCUCGAGAAGUUCCGCGACCUCCUCAACGAGAAGAAGGUCAAGAUUCGCGAGCAGCAACGGCUCCUAUCUUCUGCUGGCGCCGGCGUCGGCGCCGCUCCUGCCCGGGCGGCCUCCACGCAGGCCGUUAGUGACGCCGAGGAAGACGGCGGUGGCAGCAGCCACGUGCCGAAGCCCUCGAGGCCGUCGAAGCGCAAGGCCGCCCAGGCCGCCGAGCCGGGCGACGAGUCGGACGACGCCCUCGACAAGAUGGAGGUGGACAAGAAGCACGGCGAGGAGGACUCGGAGGACGAGCAGACCACGGAUGCGGAUGAGACCGGCAGCGAGCCCGACGAUGACGAUGCCGAGCCUCUGCCGGACAGAAGGCGUAAUGCUCCUAGCCGCAAGAAGCCUUCGCCCGAACCUGCAAAGACGCGCGCAGCCCCGACGAGGCGGGGAGGGAGGAGUAAACAGGGGGAACCCCCUGAGGCUCCACCACCAAAGCGAUCACUACCCUUUGGCUUGGGCAAAUCCGCCACGGCGAAGAAAAAUACUGCACAGGAUGAGGAGAGUGAAACUGAUGACGAUGAAUUAUGAAGGGGGGAAACACGGCUCGAGUCCCGGUCUCUUUAAUAAAAUGAUAU
Molecule: messenger RNA, 1313 nt
Organism: Phialemonium atrogriseum
Lineage: Eukaryota; Fungi; Ascomycota; Sordariomycetes; Cephalothecales; Cephalothecaceae
Exons: 4
Coding region: 154-1266 (370 amino acids)
Biological process (GO): DNA recombination; double-strand break repair
Cellular component (GO): nucleus
Molecular function (GO): DNA binding
Source: RefSeq, a predicted model, not a curated record